AUGUAAUUAUAUCUGCCUCGAUUUUGCAUGGGUCAAAUCUUCAGCAGAUUUGUAAAACCUGUAGCUCCAAAGAAUGUGAAUCAAAAGAAGAGAGCACUCCAAAUAGCAAUCAAAGAAAAAUAAUAACAACUUGAAUAAAGUGGAUUAUUAGAUGAAAAUAUUAAAUAGGAGAGGUUUACUCAUACUACCAAUUACAAUUUUGAAACUUAUCUAAAAUACACCAAGUUAGUGAAGGCAGAAAAGGAGAAAGAAGUCUAAGUGAUCUAGCCUAAAUAAAAGCGUGUUGCUAUUUAUGAUCGUCCCAAAUUUGAUUUAUCAUUGACUGAUUAUUAUGUUUGGACUACAUUUCAUGAUCCAUAUUAUAAACCAGACGAAUAUUCAGAAAUCGUGGUGUGCAAAAUAUAUUUAUCACCAAAAGGAUUGAUUCAUGCCUUUGGUAUGGGGAUGGACCCAUGGAGAAACAAAUUAGCUACCAAAGAAUUUGACUUUGAAGAUUCCAAUCUAGAUAAGUUUUGCUUGUAUGAUGCAAAAUAAACCACGAAGUAUUGGGGACCCAAUAGAACAGAAUAAUUUUAUAAUAAACAGUAGUAUUUGAAACCCAUCUACAGAAAGUAGAGGUGGCCUACAUUUGAAGAAUUCUGGACUCAAGAAGAGAAAGCUCCAUUUCGAGUAAAUUGUACUAGAUAUGGAGACUUCAGGAAGUUUAAAGAAUGGAUUCAAUAAGAAAUUGAACGCUGCUCUAAACUACCUUCUUUUGAAGAAAGAGUCUUGAAAAAGUAUGGCCAACCAGAGUUCUAUGCUGACUAUUCUAAGAAUUAUCAAUGCAAGACAGAACCAGCAGUUUAUAAAUAUACUAGAGAGUACUUCUUGGAAAAGGGAUAGAAAUUGGAUUAAUCUAAUGUUUUGAACAUACCUUUGCAACCACCAGAACAUUUGGGUGAGGAAUAUCGUGUACCAAAUAAAUGAUAAUAAUUGUGUGGUUAUUAAUUUUUAUAUGAAAUAUUAAAUCGC
Molecule: messenger RNA, 1011 nt
Organism: Paramecium tetraurelia
Lineage: Eukaryota; Ciliophora; Oligohymenophorea; Peniculida; Parameciidae
Exons: 5
Source: RefSeq, a predicted model, not a curated record